Molecule: messenger RNA, 1987 nt
Organism: Nothoprocta perdicaria
Lineage: Eukaryota; Metazoa; Chordata; Aves; Tinamiformes; Tinamidae
Gene: TMEM62
Product: transmembrane protein 62
Exons: 13
Coding region: 229-1770 (513 amino acids)
Source: RefSeq, a predicted model, not a curated record
UUUUUAUUUUUCCUAUAGGUGUCAGAUAUUCACAUCAGUAGAUUUCAGGAUCCCAAGCGAGCUCCUGACUUUGAAAAAUUCUGUACGGAAACAAUCAAUACAAUUCAGCCAACGCUUGUAUUAGCGACAGGUGACUUGACAGAUGCUAAGACAAGAGAUAAACUGGGGUCUGAGCAGAUAGAAGUAGAGUGGCAAACUUACCAGUCAAUCCUGAAGAGAUCCCGGGUCAUGGAAAAAACCAAGUGGAUAGACAUCAAAGGGAAUCACGAUUCGUUCAACAUUCCACACCUGGAUAGCAUUCGGAAUUACUACAGGAAAUACUCUGCCUGGCGUAAGGAUGGCUCUUUCCAUUACAUCCACACCACAUCUUUUGGGAAUUACUCCUUCAUAUGCAUGGAUGCUACCCUUAGCCCCGGCCCUAAGAGGCCCUACAAUUUCUUUGGGAUUUUGAACUCGAAUCAAAUGGAAGAGCUGUCUUUGAUGGCAAAAGAAAGUCUCCACAGCAAUCAUACUGUCUGGUUUGGCCAUUAUCCCACUUCAACAAUCAUCUCUCCUGCGCCAGGAGUAAGAACAUUAAUGAGUUCUGCCACAGCCUAUUUCUGUGGGCAUCUCCAUACACUGGGUGGGCUGAUGCCCGUCUUGCACAGUCAGCACCAUCAUGGCACCCUGGAACUGGAGCUGGGAGACUGGAUGGAAAACAGGAGGUACCGGAUCUUUGCAUUUGAUCACGACCUCCUUAGCUUUGUAGAUCUUCGCUUUGAAGAAUGGCCUGCAAUUCUCAUCACCAAUCCCAAAUCCUUCCUUUAUAGCAGCUCUGCUCAUGAACCACUAGAAAAAAUUCGUUACUCCACCCAUAUCAGAAUUCUGGCCUUCUCUCCUUCCAUCAUUACCUCUGUCAAAGUCCAGAUAGAUGGAGUUCACUUGGGGAAUGCUCAGCAGGCAUCCGGCCCUCUCUAUGUGAUGAAGUGGAGCCCACAAAACUACAGUGAAGGUUUUCAUCACAUAGAUGUGACUGUCCAGGAUGCUUCAGGAAGAAUUCGCACACAGAGCCAUAUAUUUGCUAUGGAAGAAAAACUCUCUCUUAGAUUUGGCUUUUUGCAAUCUUUUAUCCUCCUUUCUGACCACUAUGUUCUGGCUCGCAUGCUCUUUGGGCUGAUCGUGUCCACUCAGAUCGCCUUGCUCGCUGCCUUCCGAUACCUCCAAAAACCAGCACUCAGAGAACGGCCUGGAUUACUGAGUCUGACCUCAUAUUCCCUUCAUGUCUUCAGUAAAACAAACACCUUCUAUUACUCAAUUUUAAUUCUGAAUUUAUACACCAUUCUAGGUCCGUGGUUUGUAGGCGAACUGGUAGAUGGCCAGAUGGGAGCCUGUUUUUCCUUUGGGGUGUUUGUAGGUGGUCACUUCUUACAGGGCAGUCUGACAUUUGUUGUUGGGAUUUUGCAGCUGCUGUUCUUCAAUGCGCCCUUGACGGCCUACCUGUGCUGGAGCCUGCUGCUGCGCUGCCAGGGCUGCAGCUUCCGCUCGCACGUGCAGCACGCGCGGCGUCCCGGGGCCCUGCUGGGCCACGCGGCCAUGGCGCUGCUGCUGCUCUGGCACCUCUACUCCUGCUACUUCCUGCAGCGCACCUACGGCACCCUGGCUUUCGUGCUCUCCCCCAUGAGGACGUGGCUGCUGCCCCUGACCUCCGCUCUCAUUUAUAAGACCUGGGCGCUGAACUCUUCCCAGCUCAGAACUUACAUUGUGGAAAUGAAAAACUGCCAGCGCUCCUGAAACAGCCCGAGUGCGCAGAGCUCUUCAAAACUGGGAAGCCACAACCUGUAGGGCUGUGUUGCUGAAAUCCCGGGCACUAGCUGGCAAGAUGUGAAGCUCUGCAUUGAUAUAGAGCUGGGUAACAAUAUGUAUUAUACAUUUAUAUUGUAUUAUACAUAUAAAGGGUGUUAUACAGUAAACCACAAAAAAUAAUAAACCCCUAUUGACUAAGCGGGGG